AUGGCCAGAGAUCGGAACGCCGCCCAACAGGGCAUCGCAACCCUCCUCAGCAAACUCAACGACCCCGAUCCCGAUAUUAGAUUCAUGCAAUUGAGCGAUCUCGCUACCAUCCUCAAUUCUCCUUCUUCAGAAUACGUUCGAAACGACUCCCAUACCGCUGCUCGACUCAUUGAGGGUCUCCUCAAAGCCCUGUCUGAUCAACAUGGAGAAGUCCAGAAUCAGGCACUGAAAUGCAUCGGUCCCUUAGCAUCUCGAACGCCUGGAGAGAUCAUUGCGCCUCUGAUCGACAAGUUGACAGAUCUCACAACCAGUGACAUCGACAUUUCGAUACCCAACACCGCUCUCCGCACCCUGAUUGCCUCUCUGCCACAACCACACCCCGUCGGACCUGUCCCAUCCGAGGUCAGAGAAGCUUACAAUGCCGUUAGUAAAGUCUUGAUACCAAGAUUGGUCGGUCGUGUUGUUCUCCCUCAGAGCAAGCCUCCACCACAACUGCCAACCGGCCUGUUGCAGAAACAGAAAGACAAAGGUUUCAGUAGUGACGCGGUAGACGUUAUGAUUGAGAUUGUCAAAUGCUAUGGAUCCCUAUUGCAACCAGCGGAGCUUGAAGAGCUUGCCAAGGCGGUGAUGAAUAUCAUCGAAAGUCCCCAAGCUGGUGGCGUCGUCAAGAAGAGAGCAUUGGCUGGCAUUGGUGCUCUUCUGAUUCAUUUCAACGAUGCCCAGGUCAGCUCAUUUGUCCAGGCAAUAACGAAAAGCUUCCAGAGCGCUCAAGUCAAUGCCGAACACCGCAGAUUUCUCAUUGCUACUAUUGGAACCCUUGCCCGCUCGAGCCCUGGAAAGUUUGGACCAUACCUACCUCAGGUUUUCCCCUUCGUUCUGGAGGUCCUCAGCGAAGACGAACUGUCAGCGACUACAGAUCUGUCGGAUGAUGACGCAGAGGUGGACCCAGAGAUCGAAGAGCUACGCGAGACUGCCCUGAUUGCUCUGGAGGCUUUACUAGGGUCUUGUCCCGCGGAAAUGAAGGACCAUUUAGACCCCGCCAUCAAUGCAGCUCUGAGAUAUCUCAAAUACGACCCAAAUGUCGCAGAAGUCGAAGAUGAUGAAAUGGGAGGUACACAGGAAAGCAGUUCUGACGAUGGGAUUACUGAAGAUCCUGCAGAUGAUGACGAUGAUGACGAAUACGCAGAGCUAGACGACGACGAUGCAUUCAGUGAUGUGGAUGACCUGAGCUGGAAAGUCCGACGUUGUGCUGCCAAAGCCCUGUACACUAUUGUCGCUGGUGUUUCAGCUGCUGAUCGAGCCACUUUGUUCGGCAAAAUUGCUCCAGUCCUGAUCACUCGACUUUUCAACGAGCGUGAAGACAGUGUUCGACUCGAGGUUAUCUUCACUACUACAGCUUUGAUUCGCAAGACAGGUUUAGGAUUGACCCAAGCCAUUUCUCGUCGAGAUUCCUCAGAGAAUCCUGCAGCCCCCACUAACACUCGAAAGCGAAGACGACAAGAUAGUGAGGCUGAUCGAAAGGAUCCAGAUUUGAAAGGUUUGAUUGCCAGCCGUUCGAGCCCACCAAUAUUACCUGCAGCUCCUCCCACAGGCUCGCAAGCAGAACUCCUCAGCCUUGUUCCCAAAAUCGUCCAAGCACUGACAAAGUUAUGGAAACGCGCAACUAUCUCGCUCAAACAAGCCGCAGUGGUCAUGCUAAAAACACUCACAAUGGCUCGGAAUGGAAUCUUAUCCGAUCAUCUGCAACAAUUGGAAGAUCCCAUCGCUGAUGCACUUAAACAUUCGUCCUCAACUGGCACCGGGAGCGCUGUGUCUGGUAGCUCCGCCACUGUCGCUAGUCUUCAAAUCGAGAGCUUGAGUCUCAUCAGCGCCAUUGCCGAGACCAAUGAGACCUCUGUUCUGAUACCUUUUGUUAUUGCAUUGAUUCCCCCCGUCACAGCAAUUGCGCGUGAGAGAAAUUACAAAGUCUCUAGUGAAGCACUCUCGACGAUUGAGCAAUUUGUCAAGGCUCUCACUCCGCCUCGACUACCUUCAACCAACCAGGAUCAUGCAAUUCACAUCGAAAAGUUAUGGGAUGUGAUUGUUGAUAGAGUCACAGACAACAAUACGGAUCUCGAAGUCAGACAUCGUGCCAUUCAAGUCUUUGGGGUCUUAAUCGCGCGGACUUCUUCCACGCAACUCCUCCCUGAGUUAGCGAGAACGAAGAGUCUGGGUAUCCUCAGCGAUCGGUUGAAAAACGAGACCACGAGACUGGCCAGUGCACGCGCGAUAGGCUUGAUUGGUGAGGCUGCUAGCAGUAACGAUGGUAUCGGUUCUGUCUGGGUUCAAGAAGUCACACUCGAAAUGGCGAAUCAGCUUCGCAAGGCUGAUCGCGCCCUCCGCGCUUCAUGCCUCGAGUCACUUCAGUACAUGGCUCUGAAUCCAGUUACAUCUGCUCAAUACCAGACGAACACAAUCGUACAGCUGCAAAGCAUGCUCUUGCCACUUGUGUCUGGUGCAGAUCUACAUCUCUUGACGCCAGCCUUGGUCAUUUUGUCCAAAAUAAUUCCCACGAACCCAUCAGCUCUCGUCAACGAGGACAUUGUCAGUGCUCUAUGUAGCAUUACACAAGCACGACUUGAAGGACCUCCCUUGCGAGCAUAUCUCCUUGUUGUCAAGGUGAUUGGCGAGCAAGGAGUCGGCGCGUCGUUGAUGAAAGGUCUGCUAACUAUAGGCACGGCUGGUGAGACCAUUGUGCUAGGCAGAGCUAUUGGAACUUUACUGGUAUAUGGUGGUGACAACCUUGGCGUAACAGUCUCGGACUUUCUCAAAGAGCUUGAGGCUUCUCAAGACAUUCGCGCCAUAUGUCUUGCCUUGGCCGUACUGGGAGAGGUUGGGUUUCGAACAGGAGGAGCGUCACCUGUUCAGAUUGAUGUGUUCAUCAAAUGCCUUGGUGCUGAGUCCGACAAAGUUCGGCUGUCCGCGGCAGUCGCUCUUGGUAGCGCAAGUUCGAAUAACGUCUCCGAGUGUUUGCCCAUCAUCUUGCAAAGUUUGACUCAGUCCUCAGCUCAGGACUAUCUCUAUCUUCAUUCUUUAAAGGAGAUUUUGGAGCAUUCUGAAAGUUCCUUCCACGACAUGAUUCCAUAUCUGCCAGAAUUAUGGCAGAAAUUGUUCGCAGCAUCACAAGCCGAGGACAACAGUGCAGUGGGUGCAGAAUGUAUUGGACGCCUUGCCACCAUUGACCCAAACACAUAUGUGCCUGAAUUAUCGAAGUCGCUCGAAGAUUCCAACCCCUCCGUACGGGGGACGGUGAUCUCUGCAUUCCGCUUUACGCUUGGAGACGCAGGAACCUCAUUUAAUGCCAUACUAUCAAAGACAAUGAUACCCAUGCUCAAGACAAUGCUCAGCGACGCUGACAUUUCCAAUCGCCGUCUUGCUGUCACCACCCUUAAUGCAGCAAUCCACAACAAGCCUGAGUUGAUCGUCCCAGAGAUCAGUCAGCUCCUUCCUACAGUCCUCGAAGACUCGCGUAUCAAGCCCGAUCUGAUCAAAACUAUCAAGAUCGGACCAUUCACACAUAACGAAGACGGAGGUCUGGACCUUCGCAAAUCCACUUAUGCAACACUCUACGCUCUUCUUGACAAUCCCGGUGCGACUUCACAACUCCCCAUCCCAAGAAUCUUUGACCGUAUCCUCGACGGCAUUCCCGACGACCACGAUAUCCGAACCCUCUGCAACCUGAUGCUCAGCCGCCUAUCAUCAAUCGACCCAGACGAAACCCGCCGACGCCUCUCGCCCCUGGCCGAGAAAUUCCGCAUCGUCCUCGGUGCCAAGAUCAAAGACAACGCGGUCAAGCAGGAGAUCGAGAAAGUCAACGAAGCCAACGCCGCGGUGAUCCGCACGACGCUCGAACUGGAUCGAAAGUUCCCCUCGGCGGCCACGGACGGUUCUGGUGAGAUGUUACAAUGGAAGGCUUACAUCGAAUAUGUGAAGAAGGAAUUCGCUCAGGUGGUGCGAAACGUCCUCGCGGAAAGUGCCUAG
Messenger RNA from Exophiala bonariae, 4020 nucleotides. RefSeq lists its product as uncharacterized. The coding region runs from base 1 to 4020 and encodes 1339 amino acids. The transcript is spliced from 2 exons. The record is from RefSeq and is a predicted model, not a curated record. Gene Ontology annotation, cellular component: nucleus. Gene Ontology annotation, biological process: protein ubiquitination; SCF complex assembly. Lineage: Eukaryota; Fungi; Ascomycota; Eurotiomycetes; Chaetothyriales; Herpotrichiellaceae.